Parnassius apollo (apollo) is the source of this 270-nucleotide messenger RNA. Lineage: Eukaryota; Metazoa; Arthropoda; Insecta; Lepidoptera; Papilionidae. The record is from the annotation of a GenBank genome assembly.
AUGUACGCUGAUGAUAUCGCACUGGUAUAUGGGGACAAAGCACGGUUCACCAGACGCGUGCACGCAUGGAGGGAGGCGCUUGAGAACGGCGGGCUGAAGCUAAACGUGGCGAAGACGGAGUAUAUGGCCUGCAACAGCACAGAUCUGACGUCCCUCCGUAUAGGUGACGACACCGUCGAGCGCACGGACAACUUCAGGUACCUCGGAUCUGUGCUUGAUGCAUCCGGGAACAUCGAUCACAACAUCAAGGCCCGUAUAUCAGCGGCCUGA